Molecule: messenger RNA, 1192 nt
Organism: Polyodon spathula (Mississippi paddlefish)
Lineage: Eukaryota; Metazoa; Chordata; Actinopteri; Acipenseriformes; Polyodontidae
Product: methylglutaconyl-CoA hydratase, mitochondrial-like
Exons: 10
Coding region: 43-1038 (331 amino acids)
Biological process (GO): fatty acid beta-oxidation
Cellular component (GO): mitochondrion
Molecular function (GO): enoyl-CoA hydratase activity
Source: RefSeq, a predicted model, not a curated record
UAGUUCAGAGUUCAAAGUCACAACAAACAGACGCAGUGUAGCAUGGCGGCUCUGGCAGGUUGCGGUCACCUAUCCCGGACAUUUCGACCUGCACUGUCUCCAUUUCGCUAUGGGGCUAGCAAGCUACAGUUGCAUGCAGGAAUCGGGUACCCUGCAAUCUGUGCAAAUGAGCCGCUGCUGCGCAGGACUCGGGCUCUGUGGGGAAGUGGAGUGGGUCGUCACUUUAGCUCAGGGGGUGAAGACGAUCUAAGUGUUAAGUAUCUGGAUGGAGAAGAUUCAGGAAUUGUGGUGCUUGGAAUAAACAGACCAAAGACCAAAAACGCAAUCAGCAAAAAUCUUGUUAAAAUGAUGACUGAAGCGGUGGAUGCAGUGAAGGUUAACAAAAGCGUGCGAACAGUUAUUCUGUGUAGUUUGGUGCCUGGAGUAUUCUGUGCAGGUGCUGAUCUGAAGGAGAGAGCAAAAAUGCACCCAAGUGAGGUUGGGCCAUUUGUGUCUAAAGCCAGAGCUCUCAUGAAUGAUCUAGGUAAUCUUCCAAUGCCAACAAUUGCUGCAAUAGAUGGGGCUGCCCUGGGAGGAGGUCUGGAGAUAGCUUUAGCCUGUGACAUAAGAACUGCUGCUUUCACUGCAAAAAUGGGACUGGUUGAAACAAAGUUGGCCAUCAUUCCAGGAGCAGGUGGCACACAGCGGCUGCCGCGUACCAUUGGAGUGUCUUCUGCCAAGGAGCUCAUUUUCUCCGGCCGUACUGUGGAUGGAACCGAGGCAAAAUCCCUUGGGUUAGUCAGCCACGCCGUGGAACAGAAUGAGGCAGGAGACGCUGCCUUCAGGAAAGCCUUGGCCUUGGCAAGAGAAUUCAUUCCUCAGGGACCUAUAGCUAUGAGAAUGGCUAAGCUUGCCAUUAACAGAGGAAUUGAGGUUGACUUGGCAACAGGUUUAGCGAUUGAAGAAGCUUGUUAUGCUCAGGUCAUUCCAACGAAGGACAGAAUUGAAGGUCUAACUGCAUUCAAAGAGAAAAGACCACCGUGUUACAAGGGAGAAUAAGAAAAAGCAUUUAAAAAGAUGCCAGGAAUAUUGCCUGAUUCACAUGGUACAAUAAUAAGAGUGAUGAAACUUGAAACUGUCAGUGUAUGUAUUCCUUGCUUGUGACACAUUACAUUAAUAAACCUCAAGUAAGACAACAAGUUAAAACAAAACA